Messenger RNA from Cottoperca gobio, 666 nucleotides. RefSeq lists its product as uncharacterized. The transcript is spliced from 7 exons. Bases 1 to 666 code for a protein of 221 amino acids. Gene Ontology annotation, molecular function: protein binding. The record is from RefSeq and is a predicted model, not a curated record. NCBI's taxonomy places the organism in Eukaryota, Metazoa, Chordata, Actinopteri, Perciformes, Bovichtidae.
AUGAAGACUUCCUUGGUUUACUUUCUGGUACUGAUACUCUGCUAUCUUUGCAGAGCUGAGAAACACCGCAGGGACAAUGAUAUCUUGCUUGGUGAGAGCGGGGCUGCAGCUGAAGGAGGUGAACAAGAGCUGGUGCUUCAGUCUGACAUCUGGGCUGAGCUGAAGAGUCUCAGAGACAUGGUGGUGGAGCAGAAAGUAGAGCUGAGGUACCUGACGGCCAGAGUAACAGCUGCUGAGAGCCGGGUGGAGGCAUUGGAGAAUACAGCAAUGGAGGCCAGGAUGACCGCAGCUGAGCGCUUGGCAGAGGAACUGCAGAUGGAGAAUGACGCUCAAGCUACAGAGCUUGCAGUCGCUCAGCAGAAGCUCACCACUCUGCAGCAAAGACUGACAGUCAGUGAAGGACAUAUGGAAGAGUUUGAGAAAAAGCAGGAAGGACAAAAGGUGGCAAUUCAGGAACUUCAAAAUACCAACAGAGUGAGGAAAGUAGCUUUUUCUGCCUCCCUUUUGACAUCUGGUAACAGUAACACAAGCAACGAUGAUUUUCCACUCCUCUACAAAAAUGUCUUUACCAACAUUGGAAACCACUACAACCCAGUCUCAGGUUACUUCAUUGCACCAGUAAGAGGAGCGUAUUACUUCAGAUUUACUGGCCAUUGCCACUAUUAA